GGGUGCGGCGGCGGCGACGGACUCGCGAAGGUUCCAGAGGCGCCGCGUGCGGGAGGCGGGCUGGGUCUCGCGCCGGGUCGGGUGUGCGCGCAGGCUUGGGGCGCUGUGACUCGUGCGGGUGGGGCCUGCGUCGGGGUAAGCGCGUUCGGUGCGGUGUUUCCUGUUGUUCCCCCCUGCGUGUCUGCAGCUCGGGCCUUGCCUGAUCAGUCCGACCAUGGCUUCAGCUUUGGAAGAGCUACAGAAAGAUUUAGAAGAGGUGAAGGUGCUGCUGGAAAAAGCCACUAGAAAAAGAGUACGUGAUGCCCUUACAGCUGAAAAAUCCAAGAUUGAGACAGAAAUCAAGAACAAGAUGCAGCAGAAAUCACAGAGAAAAGCAGAACUUCUUGACAGUGAAAAGCCAGCUGCUGUGGUUGCUCCCAUUACAACAGGAUAUACAGUGAAAAUCAGUAAUUACGGAUGGGAUCAGUCAGAUAAGUUUGUGAAAAUCUAUAUUACCUUAACUGGAGUUCAUCAGGUCCCCACCGAGAACGUGCAGGUGCAUUUCACAGAGAGGUCAUUUGAUCUUUUGGUAAAGAAUCUAAAUGGGAAGAGUUACUCCAUGAUUGUGAACAAUCUCUUAAAACCCAUCUCUGUGGAAGGCAGUUCAAAAAAAGUCAAGACAGAUACAGUUCUUAUCUUAUGUAGAAAGAAAGCAGAAAACACACGUUGGGACUACCUGACGCAGGUUGAAAAAGAAUGCAAAGAGAAAGAAAAGCCCUCCUAUGACACUGAAACAGAUCCUAGUGAGGGACUGAUGAAUGUUCUAAAGAAAAUUUAUGAAGACGGAGAUGAUGACAUGAAGCGAACCAUUAAUAAAGCCUGGGUGGAAUCAAGAGAGAAGCAAGCAAAAGGAGACACAGAAUUUUAAGACUUUAAAGUCAUUUUGGGAACUGCAAUGUGGAAAUAUUGAUGUUUCCAAUGAGGAAAUGUUGGUGAGCUGCACAGAUAAAUUUGACAGAUAACUGCUUACAUAGCCGCCUUCUAAGUAAAGGCAGUGAAUUCUCCCAUUUCCUCCUGGAGGAUUUAUUUAAAUAAAAUAUGCUUAUUAAACACUUCCUCCAAAGAUCGUUUCCUUAGUAAUCUGGGCAUUUUGUUCAAAAAAGGAUAAUAUGGUAUUCUUGUGUGAAAUGUAAAAAAGCAAGUCUUGCCUAAUGAUAAUGCCACAUUGUGUGUAUUUUUGUUCAGCUAAGAUGUAGAAAACAAAAGUUGUUUUUGCCUCUAAGUUCCUGAUACCAGCUCCCACAAUUGUAAGAAUAAGUAAAAAUAAAACCUGAAUUUUUGCAUAAAAUG
This is a messenger RNA of Callorhinus ursinus (northern fur seal), 1329 nucleotides long. RefSeq names its product calcyclin binding protein (gene CACYBP). Lineage: Eukaryota; Metazoa; Chordata; Mammalia; Carnivora; Otariidae. Gene Ontology annotation, molecular function: ubiquitin protein ligase binding; tubulin binding; S100 protein binding. The record is from RefSeq and is a predicted model, not a curated record. Gene Ontology annotation, biological process: heart development. Gene Ontology annotation, cellular component: nucleus.